AUGGGCUUGAUGUGCACAAACUACUUUGAGAACUACAAGUAUGACAGCCCCAAGAUCCAGAUCAUAACAUGUAAAGGCUGUCUGUCACACUUGUGUCUCUCCGACCUCAUUAUUCUGGACAAGUUCAGUGGUUCUUCGGGGCCCGCUUACUUGGUGGAUCUGCUUAUCAAUUUUGAAUUUGAGUCGCAGUUCCAGGAGACUGAGAUGCUCACGGGCAUCUAUGUGGUCUCCAAAAUCAGAUGCCACCAGUGCAAGAGCAUCUUGGGCUGGUACUACAAGAAGGCGUACUCGUAUCGUGAAACAUACAAGGAAGGCAAAUUUGUCAUUGAAAAAGAGUUCAUCAAGUUUAUCGACAACAACCUGCUGACCAAUGCGCUUAUCGAGAACGCCCUUAAAAACAAAUUCAGACGUCGCUACUCU
Molecule: messenger RNA, 420 nt
Organism: Scheffersomyces stipitis CBS 6054
Lineage: Eukaryota; Fungi; Ascomycota; Pichiomycetes; Serinales; Debaryomycetaceae
Gene: MOH1
Product: Moh1p
Exons: 1
Cellular component (GO): ubiquitin ligase complex
Source: RefSeq, a predicted model, not a curated record